GUCAAUGGCGCUGCCCAUGCUGUCAGACGCUAUAAUGGCACCGAUACAAAGAUGAGUCCUCUAUCUAUCUCUAUGGAAAAGACAGUAGUAGCAAGUUCCAAGUGUACUUUUCAUGGUUUGAGCCGAGUUUUCUGUAAAAAUGGAAUCGGCGGCAGUUAAAGAAGCACCAUCUCUCUUUACUCCGGUGACGGUUUAUUCUCUGCUGGCCUGCGCCGCUCAAUUCGCCGUGGGCUAUAUCCUCGCGCAGAUAUGGGGAAGAAAAUGCUCUGGAACUGAUAGAUGGGUGCUCGUGUGGCUUUUCUACGAUGCGAUUGUUCACAUUACCUUGGAAGGACCCUUUGUUUACAUGUCACUUGUUGGAACCGUGGCAACUUCAGACAAUAUUUUUGCUGAACUUUGGAAGGAGUAUGGAAAGGCAGAUGAGCGCUGGCUCCACUCUGACCCCACCAUAGUCUCCCUGGAGCUGCUGACGGUGGUCCUGGACGGCAUCCUGGCGCUGGUGCUCGUCUACGCCAUCGUCAAGGACAAACACUACAGGCACUUUGUCCAAAUCACGUUGUGUGUGUGUGAGUUGUACGGAGGCUGGAUGACAUUCUGUCCAGACUGGCUGGUAGGCAGCCCCAACCUCAACACAGACAACUGGCUCUACUUAUGGAUCUACCUGGUCUUCUUCAAUGGGGUGUGGGUGGUGGUGCCUGGACUGCUGCUGUGGCAAUCAUGGCUGUCACUCAAACGACUUCACCCCUCCUACCAAGCCCCAAAGAAGCUGGACUAGACCAUGUAGCUUCACCUUUUUCAUUCCAUUUCAGAGCGGAUGAUUUCGGUUGAAAGUUCUCUAGAUGUUUUUGGACCUAUUUGUGUGCUUAAAACUAGUCCGAAUGGAUCUGUUGAUGGACUAACCAUGAAAAGAUGUGAAACUGAGGAGACACAUUGGCCAACAAAACCCUGUCUGCAUCUGUUUCUCCACCUGCAGGCUAUGCCUUGUGUACAUGUAGCCUAGCGUCAUGUGUUAUGUUGGUAAAUAGGAGGGGAAACGGCAGCAUAGGGGAAAUGUCAACAUUGAGGCCUCACCUCGGUGUCAUUUGUCAAAUGUAUUACGUAAUGCAUAAUAUCAAAUGACUCAACCUUAUUCUACAUUCUUUUGUAUGUAUAUAAUAGGCAUUAGCACGCCCACUACACAGAAAAGCCUGGCUAUGCACAAAUAAUGUAUGCCAUUUAGCAGACAGACAUUUACAUUAGGUUUAGCAUGUUUUAUUAGUUGAUAUGUUAUCAUUAAUAUAAAGAAAAAGGUUAUGUAUCUGCAACACAAACAUAUUAGUUUCCCUAGCUAUCUUUCCCCUCAUCUCCACAGUGUAACAAUACUCUCCAGUCUUCCUUAGGAGCAGGCACAUUUAACUGCUGUGAUUUAAAAGUGUUAAAUCUCAACCAUGUACAAUCAAAAUGGCCAAAUAUGGAUCCGGCGCUUAGUUCAGUCCAUAAUUGGAUUGAAAAUCCUGGCUCUUCCACAAUCAUUGGUCAAUUAUAAUAUAAUAAUUAUAAUUAUAAUCUGCAUUUCAAAUUGCACCCUAUUCCCUUUAUAGUGCACGACUUCUGAGGUACUUUUCAUAUUGCUCUAGUUGAAAGUAGUGCACUCAUUUAUACAUACUACCGGUCACUAGUUUUAGAACACCUACUCAUUCAAGGGUUUUUCUUUAUUUUGACUAUUUUCUACAUUGUAGAAUAAUAGUGAA
Molecule: messenger RNA, 1730 nt
Organism: Coregonus clupeaformis (lake whitefish)
Lineage: Eukaryota; Metazoa; Chordata; Actinopteri; Salmoniformes; Salmonidae
Gene: ebpl
Product: EBP like
Exons: 4
Coding region: 140-775 (211 amino acids)
Biological process (GO): sterol metabolic process
Cellular component (GO): endoplasmic reticulum; membrane
Molecular function (GO): cholestenol delta-isomerase activity
Source: RefSeq, a predicted model, not a curated record